Molecule: messenger RNA, 153 nt
Organism: Dentiscutata erythropus
Lineage: Eukaryota; Fungi; Glomeromycota; Glomeromycetes; Diversisporales; Gigasporaceae
Source: the annotation of a GenBank genome assembly
ACUUCAUCUAUUAGUAUUACUACAUCUGAAAGCUCUUCAGUACAGGACUUUGAACCUUUCUUACCUGAGGUAAAAGAUAUUAAUAUCAAUACUUCAAAUAUCCACAAUAUUGGUCAACUACCUGAUGGUAAUAUUCAUGAUCAAAAGUUGUAG